Molecule: messenger RNA, 696 nt
Organism: Dreissena polymorpha
Lineage: Eukaryota; Metazoa; Mollusca; Bivalvia; Myida; Dreissenidae
Product: protein FAM124A-like
Exons: 2
Coding region: 1-696 (231 amino acids)
Source: RefSeq, a predicted model, not a curated record
AUGGCUGACAAACAGACCGGCGAUCUUAUAGAAGAAACGGGUAACGCUUAUAAGUGUAGGGUCACUCUACUUGCGCCACCGAAUAAGAUGGAAGCUCUCGACAGUGUUAUAGGCUCUUUAAUUGACUGGGUGGAUCCCUCGAGGCAGAUAGUUGACGUAGAGGAAAAGAUUCCUGGUGAGCAUUUGUACAAAGAUGGAAUUGCUAAGCGUGACAUUACUGGCCGCCUCGUAACGCCCGCCAUUAGCAUUAUGCUGUUUGCAAAGGAAUCUGGUGAGAUGAGUGUUAGUGACCUACGGCGUGCUUUACUUAUGCCUCCAUGGCAGUUUCACCAUAAAGUAGAAUUGCAGAACAGAAAUGCACCAAACAAACCUGUAGCAAAACAGGAAUUCUUCCGACUCGCCAACGACUUGCCGCUGUUUGCUGCUUGCCCUGUUCUUACAAACACUGAACACUUACGAAUCAACUUGUACGUCCAUAACUAUCCAGAAAUGGUGGACUUCUACCGAACUAUCACUGAAACGGAGAUCGAAACAAGCAAACCGGAAUUCUGCAUCUUUGAGUUGUACCGGCAGCCUGGUGGUCAGCGUAGCUCCAGCACAGCCAUCGCAUCCGCGCAUUCCAGUCAUGAAAUUCUUUAUGAGACGCCGAAAACUAUUGAUGCAAAUCUGGCCCAGUUGGAGGCAGUCUGCUACUGA